This is a messenger RNA of Bombina bombina (fire-bellied toad), 2354 nucleotides long. It is a transcript of the gene DEDD2, whose product is annotated as death effector domain containing 2. Gene Ontology annotation, cellular component: nucleolus. Gene Ontology annotation, biological process: apoptotic process; extrinsic apoptotic signaling pathway via death domain receptors; regulation of apoptotic process. Gene Ontology annotation, molecular function: DNA binding; protein binding. Lineage: Eukaryota; Metazoa; Chordata; Amphibia; Anura; Bombinatoridae. The record is from RefSeq and is a predicted model, not a curated record.
AAGAUACUAGAAGCUGUGAGCUGCAGUUGGUGGUUUGCAGUCUAUCGUCCGUCCUUGGAGACUUAUAGCUACUAUAUAGUUUUUCAGUUGUUAAGAGAAAUUUCAGCUACAGAGCAGCAGUGCACUAUUUGGGAAGAAGCUGAGAACAUCUGGUUCUGUUUCUUGCAGCAUUGCUAAAAAGUGACAUUAAUUUGGCGAAUAGCUGUGUCAAUCUUCCUGUGUAAACAACUUUAAAACUUCGUCAUAGUUUUCACUUCAAGAUGUCUGGAAUGAAGAGACCAGUGUUAUCCCUUCCCUGGGAAGAGGAUGAAUGUCUAGAAUACUAUGGUAUGCUAUCUUUACAUCGCAUGUUUGAUGUAAUAGGCUCCCAGCUAACUGAAAAUGAUGUUGAGGCCCUCUCAUUCCUGUUGGAGGAAUCACACCCAUUCACACACCCCUUGGACCCACAGCUUUGGAAUUUCGAGAAUGAAAAUGGUGAUGUAGAAAACAAUAGUGCCUUGCUCACUGCUUGGCAAAGACGGAACAGGCGCUCUGCCCAUAAUGAAAAUACAACUUUUAACUUGGACUCUCCUGAUCUUCUUCAUCCAAAAAAUGGCACUGAACUGCUCCUAGAGCUUGAAAGAAGAGGCAAAUGUGAUGAAAGCAAUUUCACACAACUCUUACAGCUUUUGCGAAUACUUACACGACAUGAUCUGCUUCCAUAUGUCACAAUGAAACGACCACGCACAGGCUCAAAUUCUAACAAAAGAAAACGAGGUGGAACCAAAAAGAGGAGCCUAUGCCCUAAACCUAAGAGAAGCAAAGUUAGCAGCACUCCUCAGCAGGCACAGGCAGGACUGAAUAAAGUGACAUGUGGUAUUCGCUUGAGAGUCAGAGCAGAGUAUUGUCACCAUGAAUCAAUCCUGAGCCAGAAUGUGCUGUCUGUCAAACAGAACUUGCUUGAAAAGCAGUUUGAUUUAUUUAGCCAGUCCAACACAGUGUUGAAAUCCCGAGACCUUGGUUCUAUCAUCUGUGAUAUCAAAUUUUCUGAACUUUCGUACCUGGAUGCCUUUUGGGCGGACUAUAUGAAUGGCUCCCUUCUUGAGGCUUUGAAGGGAGUCUUCAUAACGGAUUCUCUCAAGGAAGCUGUGGGACAGGAAACCAUCCAGCUCCUAGUUAAUGUAGAUGAGGAUGAUUAUGAAGAAGGGAGAAGGAUGCUUCUGGAGAAUGUUCCUCAGCAAUCACUAUGAGCUUUAUCAAAGUGACCUCACUUUGGACAAUUAUGUACUGCCACCCGGCAAAUGAAGUGCAAAAACAUUCUUACUGUACCUGCUGGUCAUCAGGAAUACAGACUUAAUUUUACAGGACAUGCAUUCAAUGUUCAUACAGGCUCACAUUCUGUUUUUUAUGAAGCAUAUAAUAUUACUUGAAGAGCCUAAAUGUGGCAUUGAUCUUAAAAAGGAAUAGGUAGUCGGAAUCCAAAAGCCUCUUAGCUGAAGGAUUGGUGGUGAUCUUAGUAUGCUGUUCCUGAUAGUUUGUACCUCCAUGAUUGGUGUGGAGGGGGAAUGUGAAAAGGUAUUUCCUUAAAAAGGAAUUGUCAAAUUACCCCUACUAAAGUACUAUUUUCAAUUUCCUAAAUGAUAAAAGCUUGUAAGAUCUAUGUGAGUUGCAUAGAGCUGGCAUCACUGCUGUCAAUGCCUGAAGGUAUUUUGGCAAUUGUCAGUUUACACUUGAGUAAACAACAUACAAGCUUUCAGUUGGACAUCUUACAAGCCCUAAAGCAUUCAACCUGUUAUAAGGUUCUUUUAAGUACCUUUCUAAUUUUUCGAAAUAGUUUCCCAUUAACUAGGGAUCAACAAAAAAAGGGCACAAUGACAAACUGAAUAUAGAAGGUAAUUGCACGCAAGACAGCAAAUUUCCAAAAUUGAAACAGUUGCUGAGGCAUGUGUAUGAGAGAAUAUUGUGGAUCUCAAAUUUUUUGGGUUUUUUUUCUGGCCAGACAAAAAAAAAACGUAAUGGUGUAGUUUAAGGGAAGCAAAGGUUGUAGGAGCCAAUAAUUUAUUUUUCUGAAAUGUAUCUUAUUUAUUUUCAAAUUGAACAAUGGAAGAGGGAAAAAAUCUACACCACAUUAGUUGGCCCUACUACUAUGAAAGGUUAACAUUUGCAGUCAUAAAAUCCAAUGUUAAAUAUGUUAAUUUUUUUUUGUUUUGACUGCUAAACAUCCCUAUAAUUUAUUUUAAAAAAAUGUAUUUCUAUGGAUCAUUUUCCUUUUUUUAAUGUAAAUAUAAACAUUCUAUUAAAGAUUUGUAAUUUUUUUUGUAUAGCAAAACAUUUUUCUGUGUUUUCUUGAAAAAAAAUAAAAUAAAAUGAUAGAA